Manihot esculenta (cassava) is the source of this 808-nucleotide messenger RNA. Its product is annotated as probable calcium-binding protein CML27. Lineage: Eukaryota; Viridiplantae; Streptophyta; Magnoliopsida; Malpighiales; Euphorbiaceae. The transcript has a single exon. The record is from RefSeq and is a predicted model, not a curated record. The coding region runs from base 158 to 655 and encodes 165 amino acids. Gene Ontology annotation, molecular function: calcium ion binding.
AUCGACGCGCUCAAAACACGCCUCCCACCUCUUUAAUUCCCUCUCCCUCCACCACACGCGCCCACCCACGUCAUCACCGCAAUCGCCUCCUCACCCCUCUCCUCCUCUCCUCUCUUCUUUAACCAAAUCCAAACCUUCCUUCCUCACCAAUCCAGUAAUGGCUUCCACAACUUCCUCCACCUCCCUUUACUUCCACAACAUGGAAGAAAUCCAGAAGGUUUUCAACCAAUUCGACACCAACGGCGACGGUAGGAUCUCCGUCGAUGAGCUCGGUGGCGUUCUGCAAUCCAUGGGCUCUGCCUGUACCUCCGCCGAGAUUGAGCGGAUCAUGGAAGACGUCGACACUGACAAGGAUGGUUUUAUCAGUCUCGAGGAGUUCGCUCAACUUUUCAAGUCCUCGUCUGGCGCUGCCGCUGAUUCAGAGUUGAAGGAGGCUUUCGAUCUGUAUGAUCAGAAUAAGAAUGGACUCAUAUCAUCUGCUGAGUUGCAUCAGGUGUUGAAUCGCUUGGGGAUGUCGUGUUCUUUGGAUGAUUGUGUUAGGAUGAUCAGUAAUGUUGAUGCCGAUGGAGAUGGUUCAGUUAAUUUCCAAGAGUUUCAGAAGAUGAUGGCUGCAACUGUCAACAAUGGAGCAAAUGCUACUGAUUCAGGCAAUUGAAAACGACGAAUCGAGGAGUUAUCUUCGGUUUCGAUCUGAGUACUUCACUACUUUUCUCCAUCUUGCUUUAAAUCAAAUUAGUUUUGAUAAUAGAAUAUUUUUGUGAUAUAAUAUAUAUCUUUUAUUAUUUGAAUUAUUGAUUUUGAUUUUUAA